This is a messenger RNA of Guillardia theta CCMP2712, 2013 nucleotides long. RefSeq lists its product as hypothetical. NCBI's taxonomy places the organism in Eukaryota, Cryptophyceae, Pyrenomonadales, Geminigeraceae. The record is from RefSeq and is a predicted model, not a curated record. The transcript is spliced from 22 exons. Bases 1 to 2013 code for a protein of 670 amino acids.
AUGAGGAGCUUUCAUGAUCCUCAACCAUGCAGGAUGUUGAGGGAGAGCGAUAUCACUCGCUCCUCAGGAGAAGCCAUUAUUAAUAGCUACCGGCACAGCUUCGCCAGCUCAGUCACUGAUGAGCAGCUCGCUGCUCAGGGCAAGGACAAGAAGACCGCUGCCGCAUUCCAUGACGACGGAGCAGACGAAAAAAUUGCCAACACGCGCGAUAUCGAGAUAGCAGAGAGAAGGAUGAAAGACCUGCAGAGGGCCCCUAGCAGCAAGUCCCCGAGGCUUCUGAUCAAAGAGACCCACCAGGACGAGAGCAGUGAGGUACAUGAUGAAGACGGGUUGACAGUCGAGAAGCUGUUCUCUUGCCUGCACGGAGAGAUGCACGUGCGUGUUGCAGCAGCGAAGACUCUGAGGGACGCCAGUUGCCCGUCCGGUCCUCCUCACUUCGCUGCCCUCCGUUCGUUGCUCCACACCCCCAAGUACAAAGUCCUUGCGAUCCAGCAUGCGAUCGAUGUCCUUCAGGGGGAGGACGAGUCGACCAAGGAGAGCGCCUUGGGCAUCGUUCAGUUUCUCGCCAACCGCGGGGACAGGAAGGUCAUAGGAGCGAUGCUGGGUAUGUUGACUUCUCCCUCCUGCCCUACCGAGCUGCGGGGGAAAGCGGCGCGAACCCUCUCCAACCUGGCGGAGCAGGACGACGCUGAUGUCAUCAGUGCCGUCUCGUCGCUCCUGCAGACCAAAGUGGACGCGAACGUGCCGGUGAAAGUGGAGGCAGUGCAUCUGAUAGCAGAGGUCUGCUCCCGAGGACAUCCGCCCGCUGUGAAGAUCUACCAGGCUGCACUGCGCGACCGCUCCUCGGCUGUGAGGCAGGAGGCGCUCUCGAUGAUAGCGAGCAUCGUCGAGCCCGGGGACUCCCAAAUCAUCGCCAUGGUUUCGGCUCUUAUCAAGGAUUCUGACCCCAGGAAUCGAGUCUGUGCGGUCCAGGGGCUGCGGCAGAUCGCCCGGCAGGGGGACCAGACGGCUGUCGACAGCGUCUUGUACGCCCUGAAAGACUCCAACGUGCAGGUCAUCUUCCGCAGCCACGGGCUGCUGGCCAACAUCGACAAGCACAGGCUGGAGGACGUGAGUCGCCAGCUGGUCCUGAACUGGAAGGGGGGAAAGGUGAACGAGUGCUUUGCAAGCUGGGUAGAGCACCACAAGCAACAGAGGAGGAUCAAGGAGUCAGUGAGACGGACUUUGAGGAACGCGAAGAUUCAGAUCGAAUCUCCCACGGCCAUGGAAGCAAAGUCGCCCAUCUCCAACGAGUCCGACGCUCCUCCGAAGCGCGCUCAAGGAGGAGGAAGAAAUUCUGUUCCCUCCCGCUCCGUCAGCAGGAGGACGAGAGGUUCGAUCAUGGAAAACAAGUUCAAGCUCAAGAUUCCCUCCUCCGAGCGCAUCCCUCCUCAGCUGCCGGACUUGGAGGAGCGAAGAGACUCGAUGCACCUGUCGGCUCGUGGAGGGAAAGACGUCACAGCAGCUCUCCUGGAUCCAUCCACAAAGAUCCAAGAGCGUCUCAAGAUCCUGCGGAGCUUCAGCGGCCUCCGACAGGAGCACCACCUCCUUCGCAGCAUGAACCCCAUGCUCACCGCCGCCGUCAUAGCCAACGUGGAUUCAACGUUUGCGGGGGAUGGUUUGCGUGGAAGCCUUGCAAGCACUGAAGGCUCUCGCCCUGCUCUCCCGAAGCACGACAAGGCAGCGCUCAACGCCCUCCUGCUGCGGGCACAAGAGAAGGACUGGGCGGUGAGGAACUCGGCAUACAAGGCGAUGUCUACCCUUGGAGACGCACACAGAGACUGGACUGCCAUCAAGGAGAUUCAGAGGAUCAUGAGCAGCUACGACGCCAGCAGCCUCCCAGCUGCCAAGCAAGCUCUCUUCGCCCUCUCUGUCGGACACAAGCCAACAGAGGACAGGAAGGUGUCGAAGCCUCCGUCUAGUGCCUCCAGGCGGAGCAGCGGGCAAAGCAUGCGCGCCAUGACAGCCAGAUGA